Molecule: messenger RNA, 888 nt
Organism: Drosophila busckii
Lineage: Eukaryota; Metazoa; Arthropoda; Insecta; Diptera; Drosophilidae
Product: peptide deformylase, mitochondrial
Exons: 2
Coding region: 11-622 (203 amino acids)
Biological process (GO): N-terminal protein amino acid modification; peptidyl-methionine modification
Cellular component (GO): mitochondrion
Molecular function (GO): peptide deformylase activity
Source: RefSeq, a predicted model, not a curated record
GAGCAGCAACAUGUCUGCUAAGCUUGUUGCACGCACGGCUCCGCCGUACAAUCAUUUUACACAAAUUGGUGAUCCCGUGUUGAGGCUACAAUCAGAGCAAGUGUCGUCGGAGCAGUUGGACUCCAAGGAGAUUCAUGACAUUGUGCAGCAGAUGGUUCAGGUGCUGCGGCACUAUGAUUGCGUGGGCAUAGCAGCGCCACAAAUAGGCGUGCCACUGCGUAUUAUUGCUAUGGAGUUUCAUGAGGGCAAGCGUCAACAGUUUACGCCGGAAGUUUAUGCGCAAAGAAAAAUGUCUACGCUGCCAUUAGCAGUGUUCAUCAAUCCAACGCUUGAGCUGCUUGGCGAGGAGCAGAACACACAUCCCGAGGGUUGCAUGAGUGUGCGUGGCUACUCCGCUGAAGUGGAACGCUAUGAUCGCGUAAGAAUCAGCGGCAUUGGCAUGUUGGGAACUCCUUCUGUGCUGGAACUGUCAGGCUGGAGCGCGCGCAUUGCACAACACGAAAUGGAUCAUUUAAACGGCAUUAUUUAUAUAGAUCGUAUGAUUGUUUCUAGUUUUAUGUGCAAUACCUGGCAAAAGAUCAAUGAAGCUGGCGGCUGCGCUGCCAUUGAGUUUCAAAAAUAAACGAAACUGCAGCUAGAGAUGGUCGAUAACUUGUUCAUCUUGUCACAGUGACAGCUCACAAAUCAAAUGGCGGUUAUUUUAAAUGCAUAAAUAUGCAAUGCUUAUUUGUAACUCCAUUAAAAAUACAAUAACAUUUCGCAGUAAAUAUAUUGAUUUGAAACAUUAACAUUUUGCUAAAUGCCAACAUCAAAAUCUUAGCAGCCAAAAAUAAUCGUUACUUUUAACACUAACAAGUGCUUUUAAAAUACUUAUGGCAAAAAACAUAU